Molecule: messenger RNA, 1043 nt
Organism: Portunus trituberculatus (swimming crab)
Lineage: Eukaryota; Metazoa; Arthropoda; Malacostraca; Decapoda; Portunidae
Gene: P32
Product: complement component 1 Q subcomponent-binding protein, mitochondrial-like
Exons: 5
Coding region: 127-933 (268 amino acids)
Biological process (GO): cytosolic ribosome assembly
Cellular component (GO): mitochondrial matrix
Source: RefSeq, a predicted model, not a curated record
AAAAGAGAGAGGGAGAGGGACGAGAGAGGGAGAGAGGGACAUAACACGUGUAGAAAUCAAAACACCCUCAUUUCUCCCUUAAUUUUCGCCCUUAUUUGUGGUCCCAGCGCCCUAGAACUCCCUGGAAUGUUGCGUGGAGCCCUGAGCCGGGGGUUGGUGUCCUCGACGUGUCUUCAGGGGCGUGUCAUGUCCCUAAAUACGCCAAUAAUUAGAAAUAUUGCCCUAGUGUCCUGUUGUUCUCCUCCAUCCCUGGGCCGGCCUUCCUCUUCCUCUUCCUCUUGCCCUCCACGCCUCGCCACGCCCUCCAAGCUGUGUUCCUGUGGCUGUGGCAUUCACGGCAUCCACACGAGAGGUGACCGGGAGCUGGUGGAGUUCCUGCAGGAGGAGAUCGUGGCAGAGAGGAAGACUUUGCAGCCAAACCUUCCCUCACACCUCGGGGACUUUGCUGUCAAGGGGACCAGUGCCGAGCUCACCCUCUCCCGCUCCUUCCAUGACGAAAAAAUCACCAUCACCCUCAACGUGAACCACACCGUCGACCAGGAGGAUGAAGGCAGUGCUGAGCUGAGCCAGGACCAGACGGAGGCACUGCUGAAGAGUCGGCCAAGCUUCGAGGUGGACAUAGUGAUCGGAGCCAAGACACUCUCCUUCACCUGCUCCUUUGUCGGCCCAGCGGAGGUGCAGGGUGGGCAGGAGGAAGAUGUGUUUGGCAUCAACGAACUGACCAUCUAUGAAGGGGAGUGGUCCGAGGCAACCUAUUGUGUGUCUGGGGAUAUUCUCGAUGGGAUGAUGUACGACCUACUAAUGAACAUGCUGGAGGAACGAGGGGUCACUAAUGAAUUUGCCGAACAGCUCAGCACUCUCUGUUCCGAGUAUGAGCACUCUCUCUAUGUAGGCCUCCUUCAGCGCCUUCAGGAUUUCGUGAAGCGCAAAUAGUGUGUGUGUGUGUCUGUGUGUGUGUUGCAGCCUCACACACGCAUACACGCACGUUUACACGCAUACACGCACACACACAUGUACGCUGGUUUUGUGUGUGUGAGGGAAAG